AUGGCGAUAAAACAUUUUCAAAUCGAACUGGAUAAAUCCUCGCACACGUACUAUGCUGGUGAAACCAUGAAUGGAGUGGUGACGUUAGUCUUGGAUGCGCCGAAAAAAAUCAGAGGCGUAUCCCUCCAGUUCAAAGGUGUUGCAGAAGUGAAAUGGACUGAGCGGCGAGGUGCCGGUAAGAAUCGUCGGGUGAUUCACUUUCACGGUCGGACAGACUAUAUGAACCACACCACAUAUAUUACCGGUUCUAGCGACGGAGAAAGUUUCCAUUUACCAGCCGGAACGCAUAUCUAUAAUUUUUCCUGUGCCCUUCCUGCCAACUUGGCAACAUCAGUAGAAGCCAAACGUGGCUACAUUCGCUACACCAUAAAGGUAACGCUUAACCGUGCAUGGAUGUUGGAUAAGUCCUACAAAAUGGGAUUCACAGUCCUGCAACUGUUAGAUUUGAAUGUCCUAAGUAACGUACGACUUCCCAUCAAAAUGGAUGUAACCAAAACAUUUUGUUGCUGGCCGUGCAGGACGGGUCCAUUGCAUAUGUCAGCACAAUUACCAAUAUCCGGGUAUGUACCGGGACAAACCAUUGUCGUAAUGGUUACCGUUGAUAAUCGGAGUGAGCGGAUUCUUGGUAAAAUUGUAACGAGAUUAGUGCAACAUACAACAUACGUUAGCAAAACACCACACCAAGAAACGAUAAAGGAGUCGUCAGAAAUAGUACAAGCAGAAAGUGCAGCAAGUAAUGAAACUGAAAAGUCAUGCUAUGAACAUCACCUGUUCAUACCGCCUUUAACACCGACUAACAUAAGCUGUGAAGUGUUGCAAAUAACGUACCGAGUUGAAAUUAAGACCACUAACAGCUUCGGUUGGAGCCCAACUGUUAAGAUCCCCAUUACUUUGGGUACGAUUCCUCUAGUAAGUAGUGCAAUCCCCAGGUUUGAGGAAGUAACACUUCCUGCUGACCAACAAUGCAAGCCUGGCGCUUCCGGGGAGGAUCCUGAAUGCAACACGAACUAUCCCAUUGAAUUACCCCCGCCCACCUAUGAAGAAGUCAUGAAUGCCCAUCGCGUCAACAUUCAGGACGAAGACGAAAAGAAUGAAAUUGGCUGUGAAGAUUUUUCUCCUCGCUAUCUGAUUUAUCGUUUUCCUCCGGUCCCCUGUGCGCCACCAGCAGAAUCAGAAGUGAGCCGAAAGCAGUCUGCGUAG
Messenger RNA from Sabethes cyaneus, 1200 nucleotides. Its product is annotated as arrestin domain-containing protein 3-like. Gene Ontology annotation, cellular component: cytoplasm. The transcript is spliced from 3 exons. The record is from RefSeq and is a predicted model, not a curated record. Lineage: Eukaryota; Metazoa; Arthropoda; Insecta; Diptera; Culicidae. Gene Ontology annotation, biological process: protein transport. The coding region runs from base 1 to 1200 and encodes 399 amino acids.